Messenger RNA from Orbicella faveolata, 2081 nucleotides. RefSeq lists its product as uncharacterized. Gene Ontology annotation, cellular component: Golgi membrane. NCBI's taxonomy places the organism in Eukaryota, Metazoa, Cnidaria, Anthozoa, Scleractinia, Merulinidae. The record is from RefSeq and is a predicted model, not a curated record. Gene Ontology annotation, biological process: protein palmitoylation. Gene Ontology annotation, molecular function: protein binding; palmitoyltransferase activity.
ACUAGCAUCCCAUCCAGGGGGGGAGUGAAAAUAGACGUAGUCGCUUCAUGCUACAGGAACCGGGAUAAGCUCCGACUGGAUGUGCCACUGGCCGCCUGGCGCAGACUUCACCUGAUACGUCACCCAGGCUUGCGAAACGGUUGAUUUUAACGCUGAAAUAUUUUAUUUCUCGCAGGUUCUUCCAGAUACGUUGAGUUACAUGCCUUUGACUCACUACCUGUUUAUUUCCCUUAAUGUUAUUUUGUGGGUGUCGUUGUACUACGCCAACUCGAGGGAUCCGGGAUUUAUCCCGUGCCAUAGUCCCGAUUAUGACAUGGCGCUAAAACAGGUUCCAUUCUAUGAAGAGUGGCAGGUCAGAACAGGACAGAAUCCUCUGGAGAACCUUUGUCAUACGUGUAGACUGGUGCGACCCCUGCGUGCAAAGCAUUGUAGGAUAUGUAACCGGUGUGUCAAGCACUUUGAUCAUCACUGUCCGUACAUUAACAACUGCGUCGGCCUUCGGAACAGGGGCCCUUUCUCCAUAUUUGUAUCGUGUGUGGCGUUGUGUAGUUUCAUCACGGUGUACUUUGCUAUCACCAUGUUGUACUUGUUUGGGUUUAGCUGGUUGUUCCUUCUUGGACUGCUACAGUUUAUUGCGGUGUCCAUUCUCAUGGGAGCGCUCUUCAUCUUUAUACUCAAUCAAAUUUCAAUCAACCUUACUACUAACGAAAGAAUAAACAAGAAGCGAUACGCGUACCUCAGAGGACCAUCUGGGAUCUUUCUGAACCCGUUCGACAGGGGUUGCGUUAAGAACUGGUUAGAGUACUUUCACUGGGUGCAACCAUUUGACAAGAAACCGAAUCUUCUGUACAACGUGUAGCGGAUUGUUUCAGUGGAACAGUGAACGAUAAUUAUUCGACUAUAGUUAGAACCGUUGGAAAAGCCACCGAAUCUUCGCCCCAACAUGUUUGCUCGCUCGACGGAUCGUGACGUCAUUUUCCCAACCUCGAAGGGCUAAAGUUUUACUUGAUGAGAUAAAGUGGUGCGAUGAAGAACAUAGUUAUCCAAGAGUCAUUUUCAAGAUGACCCAAACGUUGUCUUGAACAUAUUCCGAAGGUCUGAUAAUAUGACCUCAACCUACCCCUGAAAUGGACCGAGGUCUCUCCAUCCCAAACGUAAAACCUCCCUUGCGUAAUGUAAGCCACUCUCCUGAUGUAACUCGGGUUAAAGAAUGGUAAUUACGCUCGGCUUUAUACCCCAUGAAAGUGAAAACCCAGCUUUGUCCAAGAUGAAGAAUGAUUCCUGGAGAUUAUGAAUGCUCCUAAAAUCAAGCCAGAGAAUAACGCCCUUGAGCAAUGUGCGUCUGUUGAUGGUGUAGUAGCUACCCUAAAUAUUACCGGACAGAAAGUAUUAUAUUAUAAAACAAAGAUGUUUAAUAUAUUUUCGAGAAGUAGAUGGCGCACAGAAAUGCUAAACAUCGAACAAGCGUGAGUGGAUUUUGUAGUGAUUCUAUUUUGCUCCAGCACAAGUUGGUUAUGGGAAGUGAAACAGCAAAUAGUUUUUAUCAAGGCAGUGAUUAAAAAGAGAUCACUAUAACAUGACAAGUGGAGUAAUUCUGGGUUUUUGACGCACUGUGGUCAACUCGCUCUGAGACGGAACGUUCGUUGUAUCCAUUUGAUAUUGUCGUUUAAAACAUUAUAUAAAACGGCUUAGACAAGGGUGCAAAAUGGAAGGGAAGAAAAAAAAUGACAAAAAGGAAGUGCUUCGCUCUUUUGAGGGGGUGGGUGUAAGGAGUUGUGUGUUGUACCUGAAUGCAGUUUUAGCUCAGUUUUAGCAGUGCAGUAUUUCGCGUUAUUUGUGUGCUGUUAUGCAUACGCUCUAAAUAUGCUUCCAUAGCUUUGUUGAAGAUCCAGUAGACGUUGUAAGAAUUUUUGAUGAUUUUAAAGGUAUUUAUGAAAUAUAAGAAACGAAUGGGGUCGGGUGGGAUACUAGAUGUGAAAUAUUGAAAAUUUAGAUCGAAUUUUACACAAUUAUCAAUUGAUAGAUGGACAUACGUCAAUAAUAGAUCUCUAUCAAACUGUAGUGCUCUCGUGUUGGGGGUA